AUGGCACCAGUUGUGCAAGUGUAGAAAGCCGAGUCUCUUGUAAGUUGCCAACCCAGGUGUCUGAUGUUGUUUAGUUGAUAUCCAGCUACCCCUGUAGCCAGACGUUUGUCUUUGUCAAUGAGUGGAUUAUAGUGUAGAAGAUGAUUAUUCUACUGAUAACAGCAAUGUUUGCCCAAGGUUCGAGUCUUCGACUUAUAGAUAUAGAAGUGAAUAGUGUUGUUCAGAAAGGCGACCCCGUGUGGUUAAACUGUACGUUUGAUCAGGAGUCUGAAGACCUCUACUCCGUGAAGUGGUACAAGAACAGUGUGGAGAUUUACCGAUAUCUUCCUAAAGAACAUCCUCAAGCCCAGAGUUAUGAACAGCCAGGGGUUUAUAUCGAUAUGGAUAGAUCUUCAGUGGGACACGUGUAUCUUCAGAAGACUGAUCUAGAAUCGGAAGGAAUCUAUCGGUGCGAAGUAUCUGCGGAAGCUCCUUCUUUCCAGACUGAGAGAGGGGAGAAGGAACUGCGUAUUUAUGUAUUGCCUAGGGAAACACCGACCGUGACGGGCACUCACGGCCAUUACAGUGUUGGAGAUUUGGUUAACGUCACUUGUAGUGCAAAACCUUCCAAGCCUGCUGCCGACUUACAAUGGUAUAUCAACGACAAAAAGGCUCCCGUGCACUUUGAGUGGCCGCUGAGUCCACUAAAGGAAGGACGGCUAUUGAGUUCCAGACUAGGAUUAAGAUUUGUUGUCGAGCACGCUCAUCUGUGGCACGGAACGUUAAACCUACGCUGUUCUUCGGUCAUUGCCCAGGAGUACUCCAGGAGUGUAGAAGAGCUUUAUAUCAAAGAUAUGCCGAAAUCCUCUGAGCUCCGUGCAGCAAAAGAUGGGCCUCGAAUCAAUGGACAAAAAUCGACUUAUCGUUUAGGUGAAUCUGUUGUGGCAAACUGUACUUCUCCAAAAGUCAAAGAAGCACCCAAACUACGUUGGUUUCUUAACGAAAACGAGGUAUCACCAGAGUACGUAACACGAUACCCGCUGGUUAAGCAUCCGGGUAGUUUGGAAUCAGCUUUACUUGGUAUUCAUUUUAACGUACGAGAACACCACUUCCGAAAUGGAGAGAUGAGAUUGAACUGUACAGCCAUUUUCAAGAAGACUGUGGACACAAGUCAUGUGGAAACUGUAAUUGGGGCUAGCCAACAGAGUUCUGGAUUACAAGUUUCAGCAAAAGGAGGAGGUGGAUCUGGCAGUACCUGUUCCUCUGGGAAAUCGUUGGAACUACUGUUUACCAUUCUUUUGAGUGUGUGGUUUAUCUACUGUUAGCCAAGAACUUAAAAGAAAUCUGUUCCCCAAUUAAUUUAUAAGAGAGCUUUGCUCUGGGUUAGUUUUGACAUCGUGUCCCUGUGGCAACAGAAAAUUCCAAGAUAAUGAAAGAAAAAACUAUUUUGAGAAUUGAAUCCUUUGUUUUGUGUACAUCAAACGAAAACAGAACACUAUAUUGGAUAAGUUUUCUUUUCACUUGCAACAGCUAUAAAUAAAGAAGAAAAUUAAAAUCCAUGACCCCGUGUAAUUUAAAUAUUCUUGGGUAACUUCAAAGAAACAAAACCCAAUAUUCUCAAGUAAUGAGCUGCUGCUGGGAUGACGCUUUGUUGACUGAUUUAUCUGCUCCUGUCACAGGAUGUUGUGCAGCUCAGAGUCUUGUAAUAACACUGAAAAUAUAUCAUGCCAAAAAUCGACAUUCCACCUUCGUCAAAAUUUUUAUUCCUAGUGGAUUUUGCCUCCGCAGUUAGCUUUUUUAAACAUACCUGAGUUAACAUAGCAGUAGUUCUCUGCUUCUACAGCAAGGACAUGAAUACCAACCUGUGAUACGUGUAGCUACGUCCUGUAAAAAUAAAGAAGAGUUGGAAUGCUGGGGAACAUUUUGGCCGAAAUAGCUCAGAAAAUUAGCUGAAAAAAUAUUUGAAAGUGGAUUCGAUGGCUGUGAUAUUUGUGCUUUCGUUAAUCUAGAUGAGUAAGUGUCAGUAAGAAAAAUUUUGGUUAAGUAGAUAAAAUUGUUAGUUAUAAGUAGAUGGGAUUGUUGAUUAGAAAAUCUGAAUGUCAGUUGUAGAUAUGAUAAUUUUUUAAAUCUUCUACACUCAGCUAUUCUGUGUAUUAGUUUUUCUAUGGUAACGUCAUAGAAAUUAUGUUAAAGUGUAACAGCAUUAUAAAACGAACAUGACUUAAGGGUUUUACUAAAUGGUAAAACAAACAUGACUUAAGGGUUUUUAGUAAGUGGUAAAAACGAACAUGAGUUAAGGGUUUUAGUAAAUGGUAAAAACGAACAUGAGUUAAGGGUUUUAGUAAAUGGUAAAAACGAACAUGAGUUAAGGUUUUAGUAAAUGGUAAAAACGAACAUGAGUUAGGGUUUUAGUAAAUGGUAAAAACGAGCAUGACUUGAUGCAUUUUCAGUUACACUGAAAAUUUAUGUUAAGUUUGCAAAAAACAAAUUCUCAGUUUCAGAUGAGUGCAAUCUUAUGCUUUCUCAAUAACAUAAAAAACAAA
Molecule: messenger RNA, 2522 nt
Organism: Limulus polyphemus (Atlantic horseshoe crab)
Lineage: Eukaryota; Metazoa; Arthropoda; Merostomata; Xiphosura; Limulidae
Exons: 8
Coding region: 141-1304 (387 amino acids)
Source: RefSeq, a predicted model, not a curated record